GGGCGGGGCCUGCGGGGCGCGGGGCCCCGGCGCGGACCAGGCGCAGCGAUUGGAUUCACCCGAGGGCCGCGCAGCGCGGAGCGCCAGGCUGCGGGCGGCGGCAGACCCGGGAGUGGAGACCGGCCCGCCGCACCGCAGCCGGGGCUAGGAGACCGACGGGCAGACCGACGGGCUGCGGCCGCGAUCGCGGGACGGAGGGGCGCGCGCGGCGAGAGGGUAUCUAAUCAGCAGCUCCGGCCGCGCCAUGGACGGCACCGACAAUGCGACCCUGCUCUUCGCCCCUCUGCUGCCGGACAACUACACCCUGGCGCCCAACUACACCCUGGCGGCCAACGCCAGCAGCCCUGGCCCCGGCACUGACCUCGCCCUCGUCCCUGCGUCCAGCGCCGGCCCCGGCGCCGGGCUCAGCCUUGGGCCGGGUCCGAGCCUCGGCUUCAGCCCGGGUCCCACUCCGACCCCGGAGCCAACGACCAGCGGCCUCGCGGGAGGCGCGGCGAGCCACGGCCCUUCCCCAUUCCCUCGGCCCUGGGCGCCCCACGCGCCCCCGUUCUGGGACACGCCGCUGAACCACGGGCUGAACGUGUUCGUGGGCGCCGCCCUGUGCAUCACCAUGCUGGGCCUGGGCUGCACGGUAGACGUGAACCACUUCGGGGCUCACGUCCGCCGGCCCGUGGGCGCACUGCUGGCCGCGCUCUGCCAGUUCGGCUUCUUGCCGCUGCUGGCCUUCCUGCUGGCCCUCGCCUUCAAGCUGGACGAGGUGGCCGCCGUGGCGGUGCUCCUGUGUGGCUGCUGUCCCGGCGGCAAUCUCUCCAAUCUUAUGUCCCUGCUGGUUGACGGCGACAUGAACCUCAGCAUCAUCAUGACCAUCUCCUCCACGCUUCUGGCCCUGGUCUUGAUGCCCCUGUGCCUGUGGGUCUACAGCUGGGCUUGGAUCAACACCCCUAUCGUGCAGUUACUACCGCUAGGGACUGUGACCCUGACUCUCUGCAGCACUCUCAUCCCUAUCGGGUUGGGCGUCUUCAUUCGCUACAAAUACAACCGGCUGGCUGACUAUAUUGUGAAGGUUUCCCUGUGGUCUCUGCUGGUGACUCUGGUGGUCCUUUUCAUAAUGACCGGCACUAUGUUAGGACCUGAACUGCUGGCAAGUAUCCCUGCUGCUGUUUAUGUGGUAGCAAUUUUUAUGCCUUUGGCAGGCUAUGCCUCAGGCUAUGGCUUAGCUACUCUCUUCCACCUUCCACCCAAUUGCAAGCGGACUGUAUGUCUGGAAACAGGAAGUCAGAAUGUGCAGCUCUGUACAGCUAUUCUAAAACUGGCCUUUCCACCGCAAUUCAUAGGAAGCAUGUAUAUGUUUCCCUUGCUCUAUGCCCUUUUCCAGUCAGCAGAAGCAGGGAUUUUUGUUUUAAUCUAUAAAAUGUAUGGAAGUGAAACACUGCACAAGCGAGAUCCUCUAGAUGAAGAUGAAGAUACAGAUAUUUCUUAUAAAAAACUAAAAGAAGAGGAAAUGGCAGACACUUCCUAUGGCACAGUGAAAGCAGAUAAUGUAAUAAUGAUGGAAACGGCUCAGACUUCUCUCUAAAUGUGGAGACACACAGGAGCUUCUAUCUUGCUAAAAUAUUGCUUCAUAUUUAUGGCCUGUGGUAGUGCACCUGGUUCACAUAAAGGAUAACUGGUUCACAUUAUCAUACAUGUAACAAUUCUUAUAUUUUCAUUUUAAGGUUCGUUUGUGUAUUAACCAAGCAUUGUCACAAAUUACAAAUCAAUGCUGUAAUAUAAUUUGCACCUGGGAUGGCUAACGUGCAGCCUGAACUAGUUAAAUGUGCUUUUUAGUUUUUUCUAUCACCAAUCUCUAUGAUGUUGCAAAUACAGAAACUAUUAGAAAACAGGGUCUUGGAAAUGUAGAAUUUUGCGCACUGUCUUACAAGUAAAAUCAAGCUAUCUUUGUAAAGCAUAAUUGAGUUUAAUGUAAUUGUUGUAAAAACAAAAAUGUGUGCUUUCUCUACUUAAAAUUCCUGACAACGUUGAACUUUGACCUGUAUUCAGAAAAAAUUCUAAAACAGGUCACUUAAAUAAGGAAAUACAGUAUUUGUCAAACCAGUAUCAGAGAAAAGUUACAUUAAUGUAUUUAAUUACUUGAUCUGAUAUCUACUUAUUAGUGAUAAAUAAUCAACAUGUUUUUA
Callithrix jacchus (white-tufted-ear marmoset) is the source of this 2177-nucleotide messenger RNA. It is a transcript of the gene SLC10A4, whose product is annotated as solute carrier family 10 member 4. Lineage: Eukaryota; Metazoa; Chordata; Mammalia; Primates; Cebidae. The record is from RefSeq and is a predicted model, not a curated record. Gene Ontology annotation, molecular function: bile acid:sodium symporter activity. Gene Ontology annotation, biological process: bile acid and bile salt transport. Gene Ontology annotation, cellular component: membrane.